Striga asiatica is the source of this 2457-nucleotide messenger RNA. The record is from the annotation of a GenBank genome assembly. Lineage: Eukaryota; Viridiplantae; Streptophyta; Magnoliopsida; Lamiales; Orobanchaceae.
UUUUCACUUCCGUCACGACAGACCGAGUUUGGUCUUACAGCUAGCCUUCCAAAGAAAAGUGGGAAACCAGUUUUUUCGAAAGAAAAAAAAGCAUGGAAACGUGGGUUGUAAAGCCUGUUUCCACAUUACGAUGAAAAAGCCGCUUUUAAUAAUAACAAGAACAGUUGAGUAUUUAAACGAAGGGAUCUGAAAAAAAAGAGAAAUCCCAACAAACAGCCUUUUCAGUCUUGAGUCUUCUCUAAAGUCACUAUACUGUCAGUUGCUUAAUUAAUGGACGCACUUUCGCCGGCGAUCAAGCCGGUCCUGGUUCCGCCUCCGAUGGCUGCUCGCUCCGAUCGUGCUAAGCUCUCUGUUCUGUGCAACGAGAGCCCGAAUUCGAAGCGGAUCCGGGUCGGGAGGAGAAUCGAGGUGAGAGCGCCAGCGGGAAAGCAGGCGAGCAUUGAUUUCAGCGAUCCCGAUUGGAAGUCAAUGUUUCAGAACGACUUCGAGGCCCGCUUUCGCAUCCCGCACAUAACGGAUGUGCUUCACGACGCUGUUUCGUACCCAUCCACUUUCUGCCUCAAAAUGAGGACUCCUGUAAGUCCGGAGUUUGCGGAAGGUUAUCCAUCAGAUGAGGAAUGGCACGGCUACAUUAACAACAAUGACAGAGUACUGCUUAAGGUGAUACGUUAUUCCUCCCCUACAUCUGCAGGUGCUGAAUGCAUUGAUCCAGAUUGUACAUGGCUCGAGCAAUGGGUCCACCGUGCUGGGCCCCGAGAAAAAAUAUACUUCAAACCAGAAGAUGUAAAAGCAGCCAUUGUCACUUGUGGCGGCCUUUGUCCUGGUCUCAAUGAUGUUAUUAGACAGAUAGUCAUCACCCUUGAGAUAUAUGGCGUGAAAAAGAUUGUUGGAAUCCCUUUUGGUUAUCGUGGGUUUUCCGACAGUAAUUUGGCUGAGAUGCCCCUGUCAAGGAAAGUGGUUCAAAACGUCCAUCUAUCUGGAGGAAGCUUGCUGGGAGUCUCACGCGGGGGACCCUCAGUUAGCGACAUUGUUGACAGUUUGGAGGAAAGAGGGAUAAAUAUGCUCUUCGUCCUGGGUGGAAAUGGUACACAUGCUGGUGCCAAUGCCAUACAUGAAGAGUGCCGCAAAAGACGACUGAAGAUAGCUGUAGUUGGUGUUCCAAAAACCAUUGACAAUGAUAUCUUGCUUAUGGAUAAAACAUUUGGCUUUGAUACAGCUGUCGAGGAGUCCCAGAGAGCAAUUAAUUCUGCAUACAUCGAGGCACACAGUGCUUAUCAUGGAAUCGGGAUCGUGAAGUUGAUGGGCCGUAGUAGUGGGUUUAUAGCCAUGCAGGCAUCUCUUGCUAGUGGACAAAUUGAUAUAUGCUUGAUUCCAGAGGUACCAUUUAAUCUGCAUGGACCUCAUGGUGUUUUAAGUCACCUAAAGUACCUUCUCGAUAGAAAGGGAUCUGCUGUCGUAUGUGUGGCAGAGGGGGCUGGGCAGGAUCUUCUUGAGAAAACGAAUGCUACAGAUGCAUCAGGAAACGUCGUAUUAGGAGACAUUGGUGUCUAUAUACAACAACAGACAAAGAAGUUUUUCAAAGGGAUUGGAUUCCCAGCUGAUGUGAAAUACAUUGAUCCCACCUACAUGAUCCGCGCAUGCCGUGCAAAUGCAUCAGACGGCAUUCUUUGCACUGUUCUUGGUCAAAAUGCUGUUCACGGUGCAUUUGCUGGGUAUAGUGGGAUAACGGUUGGAAUAUGCAAUACUCACUAUGUGUAUUUUCCGAUAACUGAAGUCAUUAGGCAGCAAAAGGUUGUCGACCCCAACAGCCGCAUGUGGCAUCGUUGCUUAACGUCAACUGGCCAACCAGACUUCAUCUAAAAUAUUAUACACUUUUAAGGUAAUUUAUGCACAGCCAAAAAAAAAAAUGAAACUUCAUUCGGAAAGACCAGACAAACAGGUGGCAAAGUAUGUCGCGCAAGGUCUUUCCAGAUUCCUUCUUCUUUGUUAGUGUGUCAACAGCAUUCGCAUUGCCAUUCGGUGGUGGUAAAGUCAGUAAAUAAGAGAUUUGCUUAAACGAUACAAGAACUGUGUUGGUGAUUUUGUAAGUUUAUCUCAUUAAACAAGCCGUUCGUCAAAGGUUAGCAGUCGGUGUAGGAAUAAAGCUACUUUGACAUAUAGUUAUUUUGACACAGUGGAUGAUAAAAAGUUGUGUAUGUUUAGUAGUUGUUAAUUUUUAAAGUAAAUUGAUGUGCAGAAUAAUAGGAUUGUGAAACGGGUUAUUAUGUCAAACUUUAUGUCAUUCCUUAUGUCAGUGUAGUUUGUAGCAUGAUUCGUUGAUGUCGAGCUUAAAGGUGUUAUACUAACUAAAAGAAAACAGUUCAAAUCCAAAUCUCCUCGCCAAGUUUUUGUUUAUAUAAAAAUCCUUUAAUUCUCAUGAUAACCUUAGAUGAAGUUUUGUGCAAUUAUUUCCAAUGC